Punica granatum (pomegranate) is the source of this 1312-nucleotide messenger RNA. The record is from RefSeq and is a predicted model, not a curated record. NCBI's taxonomy places the organism in Eukaryota, Viridiplantae, Streptophyta, Magnoliopsida, Myrtales, Lythraceae.
CCCGGCAGCAGCUUCGGUUUCGUGAUUGCCACCUCGUUUCUGUACGUCCUGCCAUUUUCUUGAAAUUUAGCUCCUUGAGACCCAUCAUUGGUGGCUUAGCCAUGUUCCUCUGCUGAGAUGGAUACCCCGUGUUAAUGAAGUCAGCUGGAGGGGGGUGGAUUUGGGAGAAAAUGGGAUGUCGUGUGCUGUGUUAUCUUUAUCUCCUCGAGUGUGCCGGCCCUUUGAGCUGUUAAAGCCCGGAUCCUCAUAGUGAUGGCUAAGUCCUGCUUUUCAAGAUUCCAAAGCAUUAGCCACAGAGUUGCAUCACCAUUGUCCAAAAGCCAGAGGCGUGCAUUACGGUCCUCUAGAUCCUUGUCAUCCCUUAGCCCUCCACUUCCCCCUGCAUCUUCUCUCAUCCUUCGUCCCCCUUCUUCACUUGUACUUGCUGCACGUUUUAUACCAUCCGAUGCUCCCCAACGCUCAGAUGAGUGGUUUGCACUAAGAAGGGAUAAGCUUACGACAAGCACGUUCAGCACUGCACUAGGAUUCUGGAAGGGGACCCGCCGCUUUGAGCUCUGGAAGGAGAAAGUCUUUGAACCAGACAGUCAAACUGCAGAAGCUGCCCAGAUGCGGGCAAUGGAGUGGGGCGUGCUCAACGAAGCAGCGGCAAUAGAAAGGUACAUAAGCAUCACCGGCCGGGAAGUCAGCUCACUUGGGUUCGCAACACACUCUGAGGAGCGUUUUGAGUGGCUCGGAGCCUCUCCCGACGGCCUCCUUGGUUGUUUUCCAGGAGGUGGGAUUCUGGAAGUGAAAUGCCCCUUCAACAAGGGGAAACCUGAGACUGCUCUUCCUUGGUCCACGCUGCCGUUCUAUUACAUGCCCCAGGUGCAGGGUCAGAUGGAAAUAAUGGACCGAGACUGGGUAGAUUUGUAUUGCUGGACAAUCAAUGGGAGCACAGUUUUCCGGGUAUACCGGGAGCGUGGAUACUGGGACCUGAUAUAUGGUAUUCUGCGAGAGUUCUGGUGGGAAAACGUGGUUCCUGCUCGGGAAACCCUGUUGAUGGGAAGGGAUGAGGAGGCCGUAAACCUGUACAAGCCAUCAUCUACGCAUAAGCAAACAGGGCUUGUGAUCUUUAGGAGCGCAAAAAUGGCUAGCGAGGCAAAGCUGUUGUGUCGGGAGAUUGCGGGUCAUGUUGAAUUUUAUAGGUGAUAAAUUAUGAACGGUCGGAGCAACACAUUAGUUGGUUCCAAUAUAUAUCAUUGCCUGGAUUAAGUUCGGUCUCUAUGCCGUUUUAUUUGGCUUUUAUAAUUAGUUCUCUUCAUUUCGGAUGACA